UUUGGAAAUAACUCAGAAGAAAUGUGAUAGAAACGAAGCGGAGUUUGCAGAUGAAGGAAGAUAAAAUAAAAUUUAAAAUUUAAAAUUUAAAAAAAAAAAAAAGGAGAACAAAGGCCGCCGGCAUUAUCCUGCACAAAAGAACAAAGUGGCCCCACAACCCAACCCCGCCUUUUCCAUCACAAAGUCAUGGAUUUCCAAAGUGAAAUUCCGGAGGAAAUUUGAGGAGUAUCCGGAUCCGGAGAAAGAGUGAACAGAGGAAAAAAAAAGAAAAAAAAAAAAGAGGCAACGUGGAAAUUCGAUCAAAGGAACAACUGAAAAAAAGAGAUCCUGGCAGGCGGGCAGGAGAAGAUGGGGAAAUGAAUUGGUUCCAGACCUUAAGUGGGAUAUUAGCCCAGCAACUGUACUAACCUAAUGGUAGAUGACCUGAUCUUUUAACUACCUCUAUUGCCAAACCAGCUGCCUUAAUCAGUCUUAACCAAUGUCAACAAUUAGGGAGCAACCAAUUUUUAGCACCAGGGCCCACAUCUUUCAGAUUGAUCCUGCCACCAAGAGGAACUGGAUCCCUGCCAGUAAACAUGCCUUGACAGUGUCCUAUUUCUAUGAUGCUACUCGCAAUGUCUAUCGGAUCAUCAGUGUGGGAGGCACCAAGGCCAUCAUCAAUAGCACCAUCACCCCCAACAUGACCUUCACAAAGACCUCACAGAAGUUUGGCCAGUGGGCAGACAGCAGGGCCAACACAGUGUAUGGGCUGGGCUUUCCUUCUGAACAACAUCUCACUCAGUUUGCAGCAAAAUUCCAAGAAGUAAAAGAAGCUGCUCGCUUGGCCAGAGAGAAAUCACAGGAUAAGACUGAACUAACCAGCCCCGCUCUCAGUUUGACUUCCCACCAAAUUCUAGCCAGCCCCAUCAUUAGUUCCAAUGGUCCUGGAGAUGACAAGCUGUUCCGGAGCCAGAGUGCUGACAUGGAGAUGACAACAGAAAGAGAGCGCAUUAAAAAAAUGCUCUCUGAAGGGUCUGUUUGUGAAGUCCAGUGGGAAGCCGAAUUUUUCAGUCUGCAAGACAAUAACAACAAAUUGGUGGCCGCCUUGCAUGAAGCUAAUGCCAAUGUGGAACAAUGGAAGCAGCAGCUGGCAGCAUAUCAGGAGGAGACGGAAGCACUGCGCCAACGAGUGGCAGAGCUGGAAGCCCAGAGAGAACACAAUUCCUCAAGCGAUGUCAGGAAAGAGACCUGCCCAGCUUUAGAAGACCUGGAACAGUUGGUGAAGGCCAAAGAUGAGGAGCUUCAACAGCUGAGAAACCAAAAGGGGCUGCAGCAGCAACCAGAUGAUGAAUAUGAAGAAACCCGUCAAAAGGUGCAGGACCUAGAGAGACAGAACACAGAGCUGGAGCGACGCUUGCAUUUGGCCGAACAGUCUCUCUCGGAGACCCUUUCUGAACGGGAGAAGAUGUACCAGGAGGUAGCCAAAUUGGCAGAGAUCAUGGACAUGAAAAUCUUCGAGCUGAGUGAGCUCAGACAAGACUUGGCUAAACUUGUGGAGAGCAACUAAAGCAGGAAACGGAAGAAGAACCAACCCUCCUUUAACCCUGGCUUGGUGUGCUCGGGCGAUCAGCAUGGAGAUGAAGUGAAGACUUGCUUGACUUGUCCAGUGGUCGCAUCCUUUCUCCUCUCUGGACAUCUUGGGAGAAGCGAGUCUAGAGGAGGUAGCGGCUGGAGAGGGACCUCCAAGCCAAUUUCUCCAGCCUUAUUUUCCUUUCAGAUGCUUCCAUUUCUAUAAACCGUGAUGUGUUUUUUGCCUAUCCUGAGGCAGUACGAUGGGUUUUUUCCACCCCAGUAGUUUUUGAUAGAGAACUCUUCACUCUUCCCCUCGGCCAUCCUAUGGAACCGAUGGCCGAGUCAAAAUCCCCCUAUUGUUUCCCUGUAACCCUGGUGUUGUGUUUUUAGCAAGACUGCUUUUUAUAGAUGACUCAACGCUUCCGUCAAGCUUUGCAGUCAAGCACUCCUAGAGAAUCCAUUUUGGGAAGAAAUCUUGAGAAAAGACGAUUCUUCUUUUCUCUUCUUCUUUUAUUAUAUGUAUUGUGGGGAGGGCUGUUUGUUUUUAAUCUCAAAAUCAGCACUGAAUAUUUUUUAGCAAAUCUGCAAACUAUGAUAUUCCGCUGAAAAAAAAAUGGAAAAAAAAAGAAAGGCAAGAGUGGGAGGGUAUGAAAGCUACAGAGAAAAAGGUGAUCCCUAGGAGUGGGGAGGUACAAGCUGGACCAUUUCUCAGUUGGACAGCUGCCAAACGCUGAUGAAUUAGGAUAGACUAAACCUUUCUUUCUUUUUUGUCUGGCAAAGCAAUGCAAUUCAGCACCAAGCAACAGAUCCAGAAAUGGGGGAAAGUGUGGGAGUUUGUAGGAACACAAGUUCUAGCAUGCACCCCUGUUACUUAGCUUCCUUCAACCUGGCACCAUGGUGGCCAGGAAAGACGGGAGGUGAAUUCCAACAUAGUUAGAGAGUACCUGGUUCGGAAAGGUGUCCCUUGAUUUAAUUCCCCUUUCCUUGUCUUUGUUAGCCCAAGCGCGAGGCUUGAAAGAGGAAGCUAACAUGUCAUGUCACUCAGAGAAUUAUCUUAGGGGAUCAGCCCUGGAUUUGUUUGGAGCUAAAGUCAUUCUCUCCAGUGAGCCACUAUAGCUUCCUUAGGAAUUGACUGAUUUUUUCCCGUUCUGAAUUAGAACUCUACAGAAAGACCGCAUAGGAAGGUGCACUCUAUAGCAGGGGUCUCCAACCUUGGCAACUUUAAGACUUGUGGACUUCAACUC
Molecule: messenger RNA, 2795 nt
Organism: Pantherophis guttatus
Lineage: Eukaryota; Metazoa; Chordata; Lepidosauria; Squamata; Colubridae
Gene: HOMER3
Product: homer scaffold protein 3
Biological process (GO): G protein-coupled glutamate receptor signaling pathway
Molecular function (GO): G protein-coupled glutamate receptor binding
Source: RefSeq, a predicted model, not a curated record